Messenger RNA from Papilio polytes (common Mormon), 12491 nucleotides. Its product is annotated as microtubule-associated protein futsch. Gene Ontology annotation, cellular component: microtubule organizing center; filamentous actin. NCBI's taxonomy places the organism in Eukaryota, Metazoa, Arthropoda, Insecta, Lepidoptera, Papilionidae. Gene Ontology annotation, molecular function: protein binding. The transcript is spliced from 19 exons. The coding region runs from base 303 to 11861 and encodes 3852 amino acids. The record is from RefSeq and is a predicted model, not a curated record. Gene Ontology annotation, biological process: actin cytoskeleton organization.
UAGCGCGCAGUGAUCGCUCGGUCGCCGAACGUACCACACGUACACAUCGCUCCUAACUACGAACGCAUAUAAAAUAAACAAAAAAAUACCCGACCUUAAGUGACCCUUUAGUGCGCCGAGCGGCCGACACGAACGAACCGACUUCGCGAAGACCUAACGCUUCUAAAUUAACCACUAACAUACAAUUGAGCUUCUAUUAUUUAUAAAAAUUAACAAAAUUAAAGUGUAAAUCAAAAGAUAGUGUAAAGUUUUUUAAAUGUUAACGGCCGGUCUCGGGUAGAAUACGUCGCCGAGCUCUCAGAAUGUCCGAAGGGGACGUGUCGUUGAUCCGCGACGAGGAUCUCCUGCGUCGCAUGUGGCAGCAGACUCAAGACUUCUCUCGGAAGAAAGAGAUCCGCGCGCACAUGUACCGGCUGCGCGAGGAGCGGCUUCGCAACCUCUACUCGCCGGAGCCCGCCGCCGACACUAAAGGUUGUGAGUUCACGUCGUCGCAGGGCCAUGUGAAGUCUUUCGCGGACCAAAACUUCCAAUCCAUGAAGAGCAAGGAGGUGCGCGACGCGGGCUCCCCGCCCAAGGAGUUCGCGUAUCGUGGCCAAGAUCUGAAAGAGCUUUCCAACGCCGGCUGGAAUGUGGAGUCCGAGAACAGAACGACUGACGAUGGCCACACCCACAUCAAAACUGUUCAAGCAAACAUCGAAGGCAAAUACGACGUAGAGGGCGGUCAGGGCCAGUUUGCAGCUGUCGAUCACCAUAAGCAAGCUGUCACCCAGUACGACGACGGCAACACCAGCCUGAAGAGGAACGAGAGCUCGUCCAACACCGCCGCUCACGAGCAAGUCGUUCGUCAAACCGACGACGGCUCACAUUUCUCAAGCACCACCAGCUCCUCUACCUCUACCUCCAAAUUCCAGGAAUUCUCUUCGACCACCCAUGACGCUGUGCCGUACAUAACUGACGACUCGAGUGUAAAAGAACAAUUUUAUAAUAACAAACGUAACGAGGAAAUGACUUCAAAAAGGAUUACUAAGAGGAACGACUUCGAGAAUAGUUUGAGAAACACUAAUGAGCAAGGAGAACUAGUUUCGAGAAAAAUAGAAUAUCCCGAUGAUAAUACAAAAGUAAUAGUAGAGACGAGAUGCCUUCCCGAUGGGACCAGAGUUACGAGCACUCGCCGAGAGUUUCGAGCGCCUGUGGUCCACAGCAGUCGCUCAGAGCGCCAUUCGCAGCAAAGCGAAAGUAAAUCCUCGACCUUUUCGUCGUCUACAAAACGCUCAGAUAUAAGGGAAUCUUUGUCUAAAAAAAUUGGUGAUACGUUCACCGGCCAUUCUGACGACAUUGUUGACCAUCAAAGACAUUUAGAUGACCACGAUUUUAAGAGAAAUCAUGAUGAUUAUUCUAUAGACAAAAAGGGUGAUUACGAGGAGAAAAUCCAACGCCGCAAUAAAGAACAGAGAAGUGAGAGUAAGGUGGAAGAAGUUACUCGACGAGAAGUAAUAUCUUCAGAAGAUGACCAACAUAGUAGACGCAUUCAACAGGUGCGAAAAGUAGGCGAUGUCAAAGACGAUAUUCACCGAGAUGUUAUAUUAUCCGACUACAUCCAAUACGACGUGCGCAAUGACAUAAACAAGUUAGAUAAUCUUUAUCAGCGUGAACCGAUAUCUCACGACAAUGACCAUCGUGUCCGACACCACGACAUUAAAGAAUUUGAUAAUGUAGAUCGGAUGGAAGUAACGACAUCGGAAGACAAACAGCAUAUUCGACGACAUGAGGUAACAAAGGUAGAUGACACUAACUUCGUUAAUCGGGAAAUAAAAUUAUCUGCGGAUAAUCAGAGUUUAAAACGUCACGAUAUAAAAGAUGAAACCGUGUACAAACAAGACAAUAAAGAAAUUGUACAUUUCGUAAAGAAUGAUACAAAAGUCGAAGAAACGGUUGAGCGUAAAACUAGUACAGAUUCAUAUCAAACUACGUAUCAAUCUGAUUAUACCAAGAAAAAAAUAAGCACCGAUUACAGCCCUUCACAUCAAGCUUGGGCUAGCACCUUAAGGUCGGAUACUCCGACCCGUCCGUCUACUAGAGCUUCUUCACCGGGUAGCAGAACUUUUGCAUCGAGUAAUUCUUCCUUAAGAAGUAGUGUCAGCCCAGACAAAACUUACAGAAACCCUACUAGCCGUGGGGGAAGCCCUGACAAAGCCUAUAAAAAACCAUCCAGCCGAGGUGGUAGUCCUACAAAAACUGAUAGAUCGUCUCCGACUCGAAACACCUCAAGAUAUUCUAGCACUCACUCGACGCAUUCUUUAACAGAAAUCAGAACUAAUAAACGGACUGAUGACAUUCAUCACCAUGCUACACCAAGUUCAAAAUCUCCUAACAGAUCCUAUAGCCCCGAAAAGAAAGCUGAAAAAGGGUACCAACCAAGAUCGAGCGUAAGUCCUGAAAAACAUCCUUCAUCAACAAGACCUGACUAUAAAACUACGUCUCCUUCGCGUGUUUCUCAAAGCAAUUAUACUCCAACAAACCCUAAUUUAAGCCCUGAGCGGCCUAAGAAUACAGAAAUUUACACCAAUACAUCUUCUCGCAAAAUUUCGCCAGACCGAUCAAAUGUGUCUAGACCUACGCCAAGACUAAGUCCAAGCCCUAAUCGUGAACCAAAAGAACACAAGGCAUCGCCCACAAGGGUUACUUCUAGUCCUGAGAGAAAAGCAAGUGCAGGACCAAAUCAAAAUAAAGGUCAAAUUCCUGCAAGAUCACCAAGUCGUGGUAGUUCUCCAGUUAAAGAUUCAACUAAUAUAAGGCGUAGUCCUGCGCCACAGUCUCAUUAUGAGUAUCCCUCUUCUCCUGAUGCCAAGAAACGCGAAACAAGUCCUGUCAAGGAAGGAGUAAAUAAAAAAAUAGAUAAUAGAAUGUAUCCCGAUGAAACACAGAACAAAACCCCUUAUGACCAACCUUGUCAAAAGAAACCAUUAAACGCUGAUGCUGAGACUGAUUACAAUGUGAAACAAUCACUUGAAAAAAAGGACUAUUCUGAUAGACGAAGUGUUAGCCCAGAUAAAAAUAAUAUAACAAGACCGAGCAAAACGCAACAUCCAAAACAAAGUCCAGAAAGAAAACCUUUUAAUGAAAUUCACAGAAAAUCGCCUGACAAAUGUACGUCAGAUAAUAUUAAAGAAAACCAUUAUAAUAAAAAUACGGAGCAAUUAAAAAAUGAUCACUACAAAUUAAUCGAUGAAGAAACCAAAAUGUAUACUCCCGUUACUGACAAAAAAAUAAAUAAAAAUGUGGAAACUUUUACGGAUGAACAAGAUCAACCAAUACAAUAUGCGCCGAAAACGCCAGCAAGAUCUUCGUCUCCGGUUAAAAGUUCCGUUACAUUUACAGAAAAUAACCUCACUGAAAUAAAUUACAGUAAAUACGACCACAGUUCUAAUAUUUUAAGUAAUCAGACACAAAUAAAAUCUGUGACCAAUUCCGAUAAAGAUGAAGAAUUCGAUAAAACUUCAGUAAGGCCGAAAUCCCCCUUAAAACAAUCUAAGCCUAUUACGAGAGACACUAUUUCCCCAACUAAAAUUUUAAUAAAGGAAAAUAAACAUAAACAGACUACUGAUUUCAUUGAUACUGAAAAAAUAUCAGAAGAGACCAACAAAAUUAAAACUAAUGUUGUGAAAGAUACAGUAACGAAGGGACGACCGCGCCAACUAAUAACUCCCUCUAGCAGUCCUACAAGAAAACCAAAAUCUACUGAAGAUGAGCCAUCAACAGGUCAGAGUUCUCCCACUACGUCUGCUAGUGGAUUUGUGUAUUUCAGUUCUCCUCGUAGAGAAGAUGUUAUUGUUACGGACCUUGACGAUAGUAUGACAUAUACGGAUUCAACGGAAGUGUUUACAGACGAUAUCAAUAAGAGAGUUGAGGUAACGAGACCUACGUCGCCUUCAAAAAUACCUUGUAGAUCUCCGUCUCCGCAAAAAAUUUCACCGCCUAACAAAAGUAGUCUUCCUAGGAAAAGCUCUUUAAAAAAACCACCCACUGAAAAUAUUCAAACAUCUCCAACAGAACAUCCGCCAUCCAGUUUCCGAGUGUCGCCGACAACCGAAACAAAAGAUUUCACUGAUCAGAGAGUCCAAAAGGAGAAGGAUCAAAUACAAAAAUCAGAACCUACUCCAGUAAAGCCUAAACCACCACUUGAGCGACGUGAAACCUACGAAGAACGCUGUCGUAAGAUACUUGGCAUGAUGGAAGACAAUUCAUCAAAGAUAUCUACCGAAGAAACUAAAACAACUAUAGUUUCGAAGACUUCUAAGGUUUCCUCUCCUAGUGUGUCCCCUUGUACAAGUCCAGAACCAGGCAACAAUUCUUUAAUUUUGGAAUGUAAAGAUUAUAAUCAAACAAAGGAAGAAAAUAUUACAGUUAGCGACUUUUUGACAAAAGAAAGAGAAGAUUCUAUGAAAACGGUCGUUACAAACCAACUUUUCAUUAAGGAAACACCGAAAAACAACAAGAAAAUAUUUUCUAAGAAAGAUGAAAAGGUAAUAACAGAGGAUUCUUCAUGGGUUAUUGAUCACCAAGUUUCGUCUUCCGGCGAUAUAUCAACGACAAAGACGAGGUCAAAAUCCCCUUUGUCGAGGGAGUUUUUCCCGUCGAAGAAAACCGACAUAGACACAGCAAAUAAAACUCACACAAGAGAAUUGUCGCCCACAAAUAAAACUACUAUAGACAAACCUCAAAAAACACCUUCAAGAGAUACAUCACCUGUCAAGAAAUUAGAUACAGAUAAGUCACAAAAAACAUCUGUGCGAGAUUCUUCGCCUACAAAAAAACCAGACACAACUAAGUCACAAGACACGCCCGCAAAAGAAUCUUCGCCUAAAAAACCUGACUCUGAUAAAGUACAGAAAACACCAGGGAGAGAUUCCGCGGUUAAUAAAACAGUUGUUUAUAAAACAUUAGUACGCGACGCCUCACCUAAAAAGAAGCCUGAAACUGAAUUACCAAUCAGGGACUCUUCGCCGACAAAGAAGACUGAAACAGAGAAAUUAUCAAACAGAGACUUUUCUCCUACAAAGAAAAGUGUAACAGAUAAAUUACCAACCAGGGACUCGUCACCUACAAAGAAACCUGAGUCAGAUAAAUUAUCAACAAGGGAAUCUUCACCUAAAAAGAAGCCUGAAACAGAUAAAUUACCAUCUAGCGACUUUUCACCUACAAAGAAAUCAGUCUCAGCAAAACCACAAGAAUCUCAUCAGAAACAUGAUAAAGAACUACCCCAAAAAGUUCUAUCUAGAGACACUUCUCCAACAAAAUUACGUGAUAUAAUUUCUCACACAGAACAUUACACUGCUACUAAAUCACAGGAUAUGUCAAAAAUUACUGAUGUACAGAAAAUUCACGAAGAAAUUGUUAAUAAACGUACCUCACCGCAUCAAAGUCCUGAAAGAAAACACAAAAUCCCUGAUGAAAAACCUGCAUCGAAAAUACCUGAAAGGAAACCGGGCCCAGAUCGUACUACUUCUCAACAUACUUCGGAUUCAAACGUAAGACACGGGUUGAGAACUUCUUAUAAACCGGACACAGGCACAGAAUCUAAACCUGCGGUACAACCUACAGGACAUAAAUCUCCAAUUCAUCAUCCACAUGACCAAGUUAGCAAAUACGGAAGACCUCACAGUCCGGAGAAAAAAGUAGCAUCCAAGUCGAGUAUAUUGAGAAAGGAGACUAAAACAAACAUUUCCGAUAAACCAGGGAAAGUAACACAGUCUACAGAUAAACCGGAAAAUCAAUCAUUGACUUAUAUUCACAAUAAGGUAGAGGAUCUUACAACAACUGACUAUACAAGUCAAUUUAUAUCGUCAGAAAGAGAACAAGAAGUUUUAGAUCGAGUUCAAAAGUCUCUGAGAAAAUUAUCACCGGAUAGAAAGGAAAAAGCUCCAAGCCGAGAAAAAAGUCCAGAGAAGGCGACUAUUUGCUUACAGGAUAUAGACGUUGUAACAGAAAAUGUAGAGGAAAAUGAAACACUUGAUGCAAACGAAAUCAUUGAAACAAUACAAAAACGCGUAAUAGCCGUCAGACAUGAUAAAACUCAUGCCGAAAAACCUAAAAUUGAUAAAACAAAAGAUCAAAAAGUAUCUAGCAAGCCUUCAUCUAGGAACGUUUCACCUACUAAGAAAGUAACAAACGUGUACAGUCCUAGACCAGAUACUCCUGAAAGUAAACCUAGAAGUACAUCUCCUAAAAAACCUUUUACUUCAACAGAGAGACCGAAAUCUCCGCAAGUGCAGAAAAUUGGAGUUAAACCUAAAGAACAUUUGCCUUCUCAGCUAAUACGUAAACCUUCACCAACUAAACUUGACAAAACUGUAACAAGCGAACAUAAAAAGUCAACGGGUGUAACAAAACAGAAUAGUUUCAACAAAAGUUCAACUACGAAAACAUCGGCUACUAAAGUCAGUGUUGUUAACAAGACCGCUGAUACAGAAAUUAGAAAAACACCAACUUCAAAGAUGUUACACAAAGAUGUGGGUGUUAAAAAAGAAUCCGAUGUAAAAGUUACACGAACAAGUAGUGACAGUACACUUAAAUCCAAGAAGCCAUUAUCACCGCAAAAAAUAAAGUCUAAACCAGAAAUACAAGUCAACGAUAUUUCAACUUCAAAGAUUAAUAAAUUAUCAAGUGUUUCUAAGAACGUUAAAUCUAUAUCAAAAGAGUCACAGUCUAAACUACCUAGUAAACCCAAGUCUGCUACUUCUUUAAAUACAUCAAAUGACGAAGAUGAUGUCAUUAUUGACGUGCAGCAAGCAAAGUCUUCCAGAGAAAAUUCACCAGAUCGUAUUUGUCCUACACCAAUCAAUUUCUCUGAAGAUGUCGGUAUUCCCAGAUUCCCCGAUGAAGUUAAUGAACCAGACGAUGAUUUGAACAAGAGAGCGCAUCACACUAUUCACGAAGCAGAGUCUAUUGUGGAUGACAUAGUUGAGAUAUGUGAAGAUGAUGAAUUGUUUGUAAAAAGAACCGACCAAUGUAAUCUAAUUGAGUCGGAUGAAUGUCUGCUUACAGUCACAGAUAAAGUUUCUAGGUUUACAAACAAGUUUCAGACUGUAAACAAACCUAAAGAAAGUUCUCACCGUUUUAAAGAAACCGAAAAGAGAGUACAUACCGACGUUGUUGAAGAAAAUCUUUCUACAGACGAGUGUUUGCUUUCAGUUUCUGAAAAGGUAAACAAGUUUGCCAAGGGUCCAAGAAAUACAAAGGACAGUGUAAGCCCAUCACGAAACAUAAAAGAUGAGUACGAUAGGGAAACUGUUUACCAAGAUAAUUACACUAAACUUAGCGUUAAUGAUAAGGCUCAUUUAUUUGUUGAAACAGCCGAGAACACAAAGGUCUCCAAGCCAAAAAUAGGUCAAAAAAUAGAACGUCCUGAUUUGACCGAUGUUGACGAAUCUUUAAAAAGCGAUGACUGUUUGCUUAGCGUUUCUGACAAAGUCAAUAAGUUUGUUAAAACAGCUGAACAAUUCUUGUGCGAAUCAUACGAGGUAGAGGAAAAAGAAAAGAAAAUUAAAGAAAAGCACGACAAAAUUAUGAGAAAAAUUAUAGAAAAUAUCGAUUACGAAUCGGAUGACGAUUAUAAAAUUGAUGAAAGUCAUCAAGAAAUACAUAAAGAAGAAUUAGAGACUCGAGAAGAAUCUAUAAAUAAAUCGUUGCUCACUCAGGAGACGACGAAAGAAAGUUCCAUUAGGUCUAACAAGCCAACUGAAAGGGUUCUUCAAAAAAUCACACCUGUACGUAGCAGUGACGCCGUAAAAAAAGCAAAAGCUCUGUUCGAAAAUAUUGCAACAAACAAGCAAACAACUAAAGACAUCACUUACACGAAGGUAACUAAACGACCGGAGAAUAAACAGUUUCCCAAAGCUACACUAACAACAACAACAACUGUUUCCAAGCCGAUAGAUAAAAAAACUCUUAAAGCAGAUAAUUUUGAUAGCAACGAUGACGAAGUGACCUGUACAUCGGAUUUUGGAAGUCCAGGUAAUCUUCAGCAACCAGAACGGAAACAAUCAGAAACGCCACGCCGUAGCCCUGCGCGAACACAAUCUCCAGAUAUUGUAAGGAACAAAUCACCAGCGCAGCAAAGAGUUGAAACAAAAACAACUACAACUAUCACCAAGCAAACUUCAGCUUCCAGAUCCGAGAGAUCAGAAUCUCCUCAACAGAGACGCGAACAUGAUGUUAAUGAAAAAUUGCAUGACAAAGUCCCUGGCUAUUUGCGUCCAACAAAAACCAGCCAACUAAAAGAGGAACCAAAAUUAACAGAAGAACCAGAAGUUAUCAGUCGACGAGGAAGUGGAAAGUUUGGUGUUGAAUUGCGACGGACGAGUAUUGAGAGAUCCACUUUAACAAACGAGCAUCGUCGCAGCAGUGUCGAGCACCACCAGCCGUGUAUUGAAGAUAUCUAUGAUGUUGACCUUCUAGAGCAAAUGUUGGAAAAGGUUGUGGGUUACGAACAGAGACGUCGCAUUCGAGCGCAAAUCCGUAUUGCUAAGAAAAAUCAAGAGAAUGACGCUGUUACCACAAGAAUAACAAAGGAAACCGUGACGACCGUCAAGAAAGCUCCUUCACAGGAACGCCAACCGCGAUCACGCACGCCUGAGUGUCAAUCCAGAUCUACUCCACAAAAGUCACCAGAGAGAGAACCUAAAUCCUACACCAGAAUGCAAUCACCUGGUAAACAGCCCUCGGUCGAUAGAGAACCAUCUCCUGAACUCGAAUCCAACAAAAAGCUCCAACAAAAUGUUCCCAAAUCUCCUUCUCCUGUAAGGCAAUCACCAAGAAGACAAACCGAACAUGUGUCGUCUGAACCUACAAAGCCUAAAGAACAGCAUAGUCCAUUACCUAAUGGUCAUGCUAAGAUACCCGACAACAUUACAGACGAAAAAAGAGCUCAAAGUCCGUCGAAACUUUCUCAAAAGACAAAACCUAUAUCUAAAAGUCCAAUGCGUCCUGGAAGUCCUGAUAAAAAAGGUAGGCCCGUGUCUCCUACAAAAACAGCAACGCCGAAACCGAAAUCCAAUCGUUUUAGCGAGUAUGCUACAGCGUAUAUGAAGAAGAUCGGUCUGAGGUCAGAAGAAGUUAAAACUUCAUCUCAGAAACCCAAAAAAACACCUGUACAAGCUACCGUUACCGUGGUAAAGCAGGAGCAAACUGUUAAAAGUCAAGAGCAACCGAGUCUGGUUCAUGUCAUAGAUGAGCAAGAAACUGUGGAGACCAAACAUUCUGCGACAAUUAUAACAAAGAACGUAACAGAACGUACAUCAUCGAAAGAUGUUAUCGAGAUUGUGCAGGUGAAUGGAAAGAGGUCUUCCUCACUUGAGAAGAGCCCAAGUCCAGCUCGCAGACCUCAGAGUCCAGAAAAGUCUCGGAGCCGUAGCCCUGACUUUCAAAAGCCAGCCGCCGAGCCGGUGCAAAGAAAACCGCACAUAGAAAAGAAAAAGGAACCUGCAGGCAAAGCUGUAAAUGAUAUCGAAAAAAAGAUUUCUUCUAAACCGCAACAGGAGGAGAAACCCUCCUGGGUGACCAACAGGAAUCUCAAGAAAGUGACAUCAUCCGUUCGCACGUACAACACCAAGAAAGCGGAGAAUGAGAAGCCGAAGUAUCGUUCCAUAAGUCCAUCUAAAGUAAUCUCUAAGCCAAUUGACGUAAUCACAUCUAGCUACGGGCCCGGGCCACUCGACGCCGAUGGCAGGCCGCUCUUUGGUAUCAAAGCGCUGAGGAAAGGGGCCACAAACUAUCAAGUCAAAGGUACUGUGAUCCGCCAAGAGUAUCAUUCUAAGAAUGGAGGCGAACCCGUAGGCUCCGUCUCCGUAACCGCGUACUCCACCGAGCCGGAAGACCUGGAGAAGCUGCUGCAGCAGCAGGGCGAGCGGCCCUCCAAGCUACACGGCCUCACCGCCAUCACCACUACUAAGAAGUUUGGCGGCGACAGCGGCACUACAUACAGCGAGAUUCAUACUAAGGAGGACCGCGCCGCACUCGACCAGUUCACACACAGCGACAGGCGCGUCAGCGAGGACAGAAGCGAGCGCUCCUCUGAGACUCGGUACAUAGAGGAUGUCAACGAUAGGAAGCACAGCGUCACUGACAAAGAAGACAGAUAUAACACAGAGCGCCGCCACGUGACACGACAGGACAUAGACAACGAAUACAACGCAGAAAUAACAAGAUCUGAAGAAACAGACUGCACACAAAAGUACAAUCAGGAGGAAAUUUCAGAAACACACGCAAUGGAGAGCAAAAGAGAGGAUAAUCGUAGGCAAAAAGAAACAGUAGACGACGGGUACUCUGAAAUUAUGAGGGAAGAAAGAGUGGGAAGCCGAAGAACUAGUCAUGGUGAAAAGAAAGACGGUAGAUUGCGGGAGGAAAGAGUGGAUAGGAUUGAAAACGUGCAAAGAGUAGAGCCACGAAGCCAAGACACUGGCAGGAAUGAGAGACGGGUAGAGAACAAGAAGACUGUUCUGCGACAAGGUUCCGUCAAAUGUCUUACGGAGAAAUUCAUCAAGAAUGCAAGUGAGAGUAGCAAGAACGAGCGGGUGACGUAUCCCAAGGCGGGGCUCAUCCUGCGGAGCACAAGUAUCAAGGAUAGUGGAUCUAACGAUUCUACACACGCUGAACUGCACCGCACCGACAGCGAGCAGAGCCUGGCCUCUGCAGAGGAGGGCGUGGUGAGCAUCACCAGCAGCCGGCAGGAGCGCGGCGACGGCAUGACAACCACCACGACCACGACGCGCAGCCGCGCGCGUCACGAGAGAUCCUUCCUCGACAGCGACACCAAGGUCACCGGCGUGCAGGAUAUACUCAGCAGGAUGAAAAAUGCUGACAUCGUGGUGGAGGAUACCGACUGCGGUGAGGACGCGGAGGCGCGCGCGCUGCUCAACAAGUUCCUGGGCGCCAGCGUGCUGAUGGCCGGCAUGCAGGGCUACGUCACCGAGAGCGCGGGAGGAAAGGUGGUCAUCAAACAGGAGACGGUGCAACGCAGCGGCGACGGCGAGGUGACCAGCAGGAGCAGCACGGUGCAGCACAUCGACCUCGACCAGUGCUGGGACGAGCGCGAGCUGCGCCAGCUUCUGGAGGAGUGCAGCGACUACGACCAGCGACGUCGCCUCCGUGCGCGCAUUCGCACCCUCAUGGCCGAGCAGGAAGCUUGUACGAGCGCGGUGACGGAGGCGCUGGCGGAGAAAAGAUAUGUGAUGAUCUAUUGUAAAUUGUUUACAGAGGAGGAGGAGGUAACGACGGUGACAUCCAGCGUAAGGAGGAACUCCACAGAGAAGACCGUUAGCACCAGCACCAGCACCACCAUCAAAAAUUCCAAAGUGAUCGAGAGCAUGACGCGCGCGGCGCCCAAGCCCGUCUCGCCGUUUGCCAAGUUCCGGCAGCUCGAGAAACAAAACACCAUCAAUUCCCCCAACGCGCCCGCGAGCCCGCAGAGCCCGGGCUCUCCGUCGCAGCCCUACUUCAAGUUCACCGAUCCCGCGCUGCAAGCCAGCGCCGUCACUAUAAAAGAACGGCUGCUGCACUGGUGUCGCGACAAGACCCGGGACUACGAGAAUGUGAAACUGGAGAACUUCUCGACGAGCUGGGCGGACGGGCUGGCUUUCUGCGCGCUGGUGCACCGCUUCGUGCCCGACGCCUUCGACUACCGCGACCUCUCGCCCGACAAGCGCCGGCACAACUUCACGCUCGCCUUCAAAAUUGCCGAAGAGAAGGCGGGCAUCUACCCCCUGCUGGACGUGGACGACAUGGUGGCGAUGCGCAAGCCGGACUGGAAGUGCGUCUUCACCUACGUGCAGUCCAUCUACCGCCGCUUCAAGGACGAGCAGUAGUCGCUCCGGGCCGCAGUCCCCGGCCGGGCGCGGCUUCUCGGUAGUCGAACGCUUCGGUCGCACGUCGCGUUUGUAAUGUUUCGAUAUAAUUAUUCUUCCAAAGAACGUUUGUUGAAUUAUUUGUUGCUAUAUGUCAGAUGUUUAUCGGCCAGCGAGCCGCCCGACUCGCCGUUUCUCCAAGCGCUGUCUCGUGAACGGUCCUCCUAUUUAUUCUAAUCUCAAGAUGUAUGUGAUUUUUUUUUAUAAAUUAGCUUGUAAGUUAACUAACAAAUACAUAUCUCGAGCGAUGUUAAUGUAGGACAUGCGUAGUAUAUAGUUAUAUUAUAAGAUGUAUUUUCGCUAUCGAUUCCCUCGAGAACACCGCGCGGAGCGGGGAUCGGCAGGAUCGCCUUCACUUAUUUCUCUACAUAAGCAAGCUGUAUCCCGCUGCGCCGCGCCGCGCCGCGCACUAUUUAUAUUACGCGAUUAUAUUUACGAUAUUUUAACACUGUUUUGUUUAUUUACUUCUUUAAUUUGACAUUAAUAAUAUCGGCUUGAAAUAAUUGUCUACUGACAUAAAAACUGACUACAAUUAUUUUAUUAUAAUUUAUAUUAUUAGAAAUGAAAUAAAAUAAAUAAUUAACGUUUUUA